AUGACUGAGUUACGGCAACUGAAAUUUAAAAGAGGUCAGACUAAAGGUAGUUUGACACGGUUGCAGACUUUUUUUGAAUCAUUAAAUUUACAUAGUCUCGACGAAGAUACUAUUGUUAAAUUGAAAUUAAGAUUGCAAAGACUAGAACCAGUUUUCGACGAGUUUUCUAAUUUACAAUCAGAAAUAGAGUAUAAAUUAGAUAUAGAUGAAGCUUCUGAUACAGAAAAAGACAAGGAAAUAGUAGAAAGAGAAAAUUUUGAAGCUAGUUAUUUUGAUUUAGUAACAAAGAUAUCGGGUAUAAUUACUAAGUUUGAAAAAAGUAAAUUAAAUUCUUUAACGACGAAUGUUACAGACUCGGUUAUAGCUAAUAGUAACAAUGGACAUUCAUCUCCAUUUUCUAUGAGUGCAAAAUUGCCUAUUUUGAAACUACCUAGUUUUUCAGGUGUUUUAGACAAGUGGCUCGAAUUUCGAGAUGUUUUUAUAUCUUUAGUUGAAAACAAUGCAUCCUUGGAUGAGAUUCAAAAGUUUUACUAUUUAAAGUCAUGUCUCGAGGGAGAAGCAGCUCAGCUGAUUGAAUCUAUUUCAGUUACCGCUGAAAAUUAUUCUGUGGCUUGGUUAACAUUGACAGAACGGUAUGAAAAUAAACGACUGAUUGUUUUUAAUUACCUUCAAACAUUGUUUGAUUUCCCUGUGUUGACGAAAGAAAAUAGUGUUCAACUUCGUAACAUGUUUGAUGUUUUUAGUAAGAAUUUGAGAGUUCUAAAAAAUUUAGGGCAGCCUACGGAAAAGUGGGACAUUAUUAUAGUACAUUUAUUGGUAUCUAAAUUUGACAAUAGGACGAGAAGAGACUGGGAAUGUUUUAAGAUUACCGGAGACUUACCUACAUUUGAUGAAAUUAAAUUAUUUCUNCCUUAA
Messenger RNA from Anoplophora glabripennis (Asian longhorned beetle), 915 nucleotides. RefSeq lists its product as uncharacterized. Lineage: Eukaryota; Metazoa; Arthropoda; Insecta; Coleoptera; Cerambycidae. The transcript has a single exon. The record is from RefSeq and is a predicted model, not a curated record. The coding region runs from base 1 to 915 and encodes 304 amino acids.